AUGUCUUCCGUGUUGAGCUCAAAGGGUCUUGUCUUGGCCACGUCCAUGGCCGUCUCUGCAGGCACUGUAAUUCUUUUUGAUUUGCUGCGGGAGAAGUAUUUUGCUCCCACCCAAUUUCAAGAAUCCCCUCCUGCAAAACAACUUCUCAAAUCUUGUUUAACUUCAAGUAGCCAGAAGAUGGAGAAAAAGAAUAAGAAGAAGGAGAAGAGAGUUAAAUUUGCAGAUGAUGUGAAAGAUUCAAGAGGGAACGGUGAAUUGUACAGAAAAUUACGCAAAAAGUCCAGUAAAGCUGAGGCCACUUGCUGUGGAAAUGAAAUUCUUGGAUACAAUGGACUCAUGCCUGCAAAUCGGGUGGCUUUGUACAAUGGGAUUCUCAAGGAUCGCGUGCAGAGGAUUGGGUGUUCUUAUUGA
This is a messenger RNA of Fraxinus pennsylvanica, 411 nucleotides long. The record is from the annotation of a GenBank genome assembly. NCBI's taxonomy places the organism in Eukaryota, Viridiplantae, Streptophyta, Magnoliopsida, Lamiales, Oleaceae.